Messenger RNA from Macrosiphum euphorbiae (potato aphid), 3669 nucleotides. The record is from the annotation of a GenBank genome assembly. NCBI's taxonomy places the organism in Eukaryota, Metazoa, Arthropoda, Insecta, Hemiptera, Aphididae.
AUGGAAGAAUACGGGGAAAUUAAUUUAACUAAUCAAGAGUUGCAAAUGUUGUCGGAUUUAGACAGUCGAAUGUAUGGAUUUUUGAAGUUAAAUGAUCCAAAAGAAGAAAAGAAAAAAACAUUAGUUUUAAAAGCAAUAAAGUACCUCGAAAGGAUGUUAAUGCAAAUGCAGAAAGAAAAAGCAGAAGAUGAAUCCUCAAAAGCAAUCAGCAUUGAUUCCAAAACUUAUUGCAAACUAGGACAUUUCCAUUUAUUAUUGGAAAACUAUUCUAAAGCAAUGUCUGCAUAUCACAAAUAUUAUAAUGAUGCAGAAACUAACCAUUGGAAAGAUGCUAAUUUUUUGUAUGGGCUCGGUCUUGUAUAUUUUCACUUCAACUCAUAUCAAUGGUCUAUUCAGUUUUUUCAAAAAUUACUUUAUAUUGACCCAAAUUACCAACGGGCCAAUGAAGUACAUCUUAGAUUGGGUUUGAUGUACAAAGUGUUUAAUGAGUGGGAAACAGCAUUAAAACAUUUAAAACACGCAUAUUCAGAUGUUAGUUUAAGCACAUUUUCCAAACUUGAAAUAAGCUUCCAUAUUGCACAUUUAUAUGAAGUACAAGGAAAGUACAAGUUAGCUAAAGAUCAUUAUGAACAACUCUUAAACGAUUCAAAAAUUACUGUUCAUCUACGUGCCGAUAUUUGUAGACAGUUAGGAUGGAUGUACCACAGUUGUGAAUGUCUAGGGGAUAAAAAUCACCGUGAAACCGUUGCUAUUCAAUAUUUGCAAAAAUCUAUUGAAGCUGAUAACAAAUCAGGACAGUCACUUUAUUUAUUAGGCCGUUGUUAUGCAAGUGUCGGAAAAGUUCAUGAUGCAUUUAUAGCAUAUCGUAAUUCUGUUGAAAAAUCUGAAGGAAAUGCUGACACAUGGUGUUCCAUUGGAGUACUCUAUCAACAACAGAACCAGCCUAUGGAUGCAUUGCAAGCAUAUAUAUGUGCAGUGCAAUUAGAUAAAGGCCAUAGUGCAGCUUGGACUAAUCUUGGUAUAUUGUAUGAAAGUUGUAACCAACCAAAAGACGCUCUUGCUUGUUAUGUUAAUGCAACAAAAGGUAAUGCUGUAGUUAGUGAAACGUUGAUUAAAACGACCUUAAAUGUUCCAGCAUCUGCAAUAUCGAACAUGAAUCCUAAUCUUGGUCAACGUAUUAAGUUUUUACAAACUCAUUUAUGCAAUGCGCCAAUGCCUAGUAUUACUAGCAAGCGACGACAAUUACCUUCAAUUGAAGAGGCUUGGAAUUUACCAAUUUCAGCAGAAAUGUCUUCAAGACAACAACAACAGCAACAGCAACAACAACAACAACAGCAGCAUCAGCAACAACAACAACAACAACAGCAGCAGCAGCAACAACAAAAGACUAUACAAACACCAUAUCAAAAAUCUCAGGAUAUGAUUGCUACACCCCAUGGGCAACCUCCUCCUCCUCCUCCUCCUUAUAAUUCAUCUAAAUCAGAUAACCCAUUAGAAAAUAAUACCAAAAGAAUCAAAGUUGAACCUCAAACUGGCAGUAACAGUAAUCCUCCUCAACCUGCAUUUUAUUUAAAUAGUCUGCAACUUCAGACAAUGAAUGUUCUCCAAGAAAAUUCUAAUAAUUUAUCACAUAAACAACAAGCAUUGCUACAACAGUUGCAAAAUAACUAUCGUAUGAUGCAACAACAUCAACAGCAAUUGCGGUUGAAACAACAACAACAAAACGACACUAGUCAACAAGAACAAUAUCAAAAUCCUACAGUGAUAAAACAGUUCUCUGACCAAAGCCGAGGAGACUCAAAAUCCAAUGAUUCAAUUGAUGGUUCAAAUGAAAAUCAAGAGUUGGAUAGAGAAUUGCAAGCUCUCCUAUCCCACAAAGAAUUAACUACUUCAUUAGCUGAAGAUUUGCUCAAACAGUUUGGUUCAUCAGAUGAAUUGGAUAUUAAAAAUAAACCUAAUACUUCUACAUCACCUCAAGAAGUCAAAACUAUACAACAGCCUACAACUGAAAAGGUAGUUAGAUAUCAAGAUUCAAGUUCAUCGGAUACCGAUUAUUCUUUGGACUUAACUGCUGAGGAGGUUUUGGAAACUGCCGAGAAAGAAACAGGACCUGGUAUGUGGAACAGAAAUGUAUUGAGUCCAAAUGGGCCUCCACCUACACCUCCAGAACCUCCUCCUCAACAAUUGACACGUGAACAAUUACUGCCAUCUACUCCAUCAGUCAUGCUUGAAAAUAAAAAAGACGCAUUUAGUCCAAGAUUACAAGAAUUUUGUUUAAAAAAUCCUAUUGCUGUUGUUCGAUGCUUAGCUGGUGCCCUAAAAUUAGAUUUGGGAUUAUUUUCAACUCGAACAUUAGUAGAAACUAACCCAGAUCAUUCUGUUGAAGUUCGAACACAAGUCAUGCAGAACAGUGAUGAUAACUGGGAUGUGAAACAAAAUCGAAGAGGGUGGGCUUGUAUUAGCCAUAGAUCACAUACAACCAUUGCUAAAUAUGCUCAAUACCAAGCUUCCAGUUUUCACGAAUCAAUAAGAGACGAAAAAGAUGGUAUACCAAGCGUUCAUUCAGUUCCUAAUUCAAAUUUAUCCGACUCUGAUUCUAAAGACUCAAUUACUAUGGAAAAAAAACGGAAAAAAAAUAUCAAUUUACCUGGUGUGAAACCUCCUGCUGGUAGUAAAAUGCUGAAGUUUGGAACUAAUGUGGAUUUGUCUGAUGAGAAAAAAUGGCGUCCACAACUUCAAGAACUUACUAAACUACCAGCAUUCGCACGAGUUGUUUCUGCUGCUAAUAUGCUUUCACAUGUUGGACAUUCAAUAUUAGGCAUGAAUACUGUUCAGUUAUACAUGAAAGUUCCUGGUAGCCGAACACCUGGGCAUCAAGAGAAUAACAAUUUUUGUUCGAUUAAUAUUAAUAUUGGCCCUGGUGAUUGUGAAUGGUUUGCUGCACCCGAUGCUUACUGGGGUGUCAUUAAUAACCUUUGUGAAAAGUACGGAUUAAAUUACUUACAUGGGUCUUGGUGGCCACUGGUUGAAGAUUUACUUGCAGCAAAUGUCCCUUUGUAUAGAUUUUUACAAAGACCCGGUGACAUGGUUUGGGUUAAUUCAGGUUGUGUCCAUUGGGUUCAGGCUGUUGGUUGGUGUAAUAAUAUUGCAUGGAAUGUGGGUCCUUUAACGGCUAGACAAUAUCAUCUUGCUAUCGAACGUUAUGAGUGGAAUAAACUGCAAAGUUAUAAAAGUAUUGUACCAAUGAUUCAUUUAAGUUGGAAUUUAGCAAGGAACAUAAAAGUAUCAGACCCAAGACUUUAUGAUCUUGUUAAAAUGUGCUUGAUGUGUUCUCUUCGGCAAUGUGGUAUAACCUUGGAAUUUAUAAAGGUUAAAAAAAUACAAACCCGUUUUCAUGGUAGAGGCAAAAAUGAAGCUUCACAUUAUUGUCAUGACUGCGAUGUGGAAGUAUUCAAUAUUCUUUUAAUCCGUGAACAAGAGAAAAAACAUUGCGUUUAUUGUGUUAUUUGUGCGAAGAAACAAUCUCCGAAUUUGGAAGGGUUUGUCUGUCUAGAAGAGUAUAAAAUGUCUGAACUAAUAGAAAUCUACAACAGUUUUAUAUUACAUUGUCAUACUACACCUGUACUGCCACCUAGUAAUAAUACUGUAGCGCAAUUAACUCACAUUUGA